AUGAAGGGCAAGGUUGGCAAAGGCCGUCAUGGUGGCUUUGCUGAACGAUCGCUUUUGACAUGUCACAUGAGAUCGGUGAAGCUGUCGAAGCGGGUGGAGCAAUUUUCAAAGGAUGUCAGCGAUGUCCUUUCAGAAAGUCAGUUCGUGUUGAAUUCUGAAGUCGUGAAGCUUCGGGUUGCUCGUGCCCCACAGGCCAUGGGCCUCGCUCUUCAACUGACCCGCUCCUGUACCAAGGGGAAUCGGUAUAAGCGGAGUCUGUCGUGGUCGCAGUUUUUGCAGGCUGCUUUUGGAAAGAUUCAUCGGAAUGCACCGCUGGCUCUGCAUUUAGGGGUGGCCAAGUCGACAGUCAGGCACAUGCAGAUCAUGGUAAGUGCUGCUUAUAUGAAUCAUCAAGCCAAUUUCCUUGCAAAGCUUGCACAAUGGAGUCUGGCUGAUUCACCGCUGCUUGUCAUAAAGCAUUUCAAGUGGGAUGAGACACAAUUGCAGUGCAGCAUGAAUGCUGACAAGUCUGGUCGUGUCCGCUCCAGCUGGCAAGUCUUGGUUUGUCGGAUGAGGCUAGUGGUGGUGUGGCCCAGUGGCACAAAUCUUGUGCUCCGAGUGGUCAUGCCUCCGGUGACACUCCUGGCGACAGGGGCAGAGCAUCAAUACUAUGCAUUGAUGCACCAUCCAGCCUACAAGUGCAUAAAUUCGCUAGUGGGGCUGCUUCGAAGGUCUGCACUUGUCAACAUCGACAUAGCUGAGACUGACGGGGCUAGCAGCAAUUUGAGGCUGUUGGCCCAUCUAUCUCAGAAGGCCAAACUGAGUGUGUUUGGCCCGCCAGGCUCACGGCAUCCGGUCCUGUUUGCUCAUUGCAGAUGCAUGAACCAUGCAGUGCAGUUAAACAAUGCUGCACUGUUGGGGCUCAUUGGUUCUAAUCUGCUGAACAAAAUUUACGGCAUGUGUGUCUUCAUCCGAAAUCUCGGAUACUGGCUUCGCAUGAGGCAAGCUGCCCGUGCUUGGCUCGAUCGGCAGCUGGUUUUUCGCCAGCAGGUUACUGCUAGCGACGUGUCCUCCCACAUUCAGCCGAAUCCAGCACUACAUGAAUUGGUCAGCUACCUUCGUUUCUGGAAAAAGCUUGAUCGAGAUUGUCGCUCGCCUGAGGAUGAACGUAGAGAGACUGCGCAGGACGAUGGUGCAUCUGCUUUUGAUCGUGCAGCAGCUGCUUUCUUGGAGAUGUUUAACGGACCUGUGCUCGGCCCCCCUUGUCACAUCUGUUCCAGCUUAGAUGUUUCCGUUGGGCAGCGACAUUGCUCUCAUCGCGAUGAAGCAGCGCGGAAGUGUGCCGAGGCCAUGGUAGACCUUUUCCUGACCUCGAUGCCGGCGGUUCCUGCCCCGUCGAAGUGGUCCAAGCUGUUUGGGCCGCUUGAUUUUGUCCUUUCAGGAAGCAUUGUUCACGACUGGUUGCAGGAGAUUUUUGCUGAGGCAUUUGGCGAAAUGAGCUUUCAAGAGUUUGACACAACCCCAGCAGACGUGGAUCCCCGGUUGGUUGAGUCGCUUGCAUUCCAUGCCGUGAACGGUAGAAGGUUGCAAUCUGCCAGAGAGUUUUUGCGAGACAGACAUGCCGAGUGGGGCAUUUCCUUGGCAUGUGUAGCCAUGGAGGCGAAUCGCAUGCUCACGUGGCAUUGGCUGUCAUGUCUAGGCAAAAGCUUGACUCCCGGCGAGCGACCAGCACUCUACAGCAUGUUGGAUCCGCGAGAAAGCAUCUUGAUCAGCCUCAUGCAGCACUAUAGCAGCCUGGUGUGCACAACAGAUGGGCUUGGUCGACUGUGCUUGCUGUGGAUGCCGUUGGGUUAUGACUCCUUUGAUCGGUUCUGUAGGUCCGAGCCAGGCCUCGUGCGGGAAAUCCGCAGGGUGCUUCUCUUUGCCUGUGCCUGGCAAUACCGCCGCCAUUACGAGUACAUCAGCUCCGAUAUGUUUGCGAUUGCUUGUGUUGCAGACCCGGAUGCUUGCCCUCGCAUGGUAGGAUCGUUUCUGGAGGGAUGGAAGAGGAAGCGAGUCUGUUGCAUGCCCGGUGGUUUGCCCCGAGCAUUGAAGCUGCGGCAAGUGACUUGCGAGGAAUUGCAAUCGUCCAGCUGGAAAGCAACACUUCAUUGGUAUGCUUCUUGCAUCCAAUGGUCCAUCGCAGAUGUUGAGGUGAAGCAUGCUUCCAAUCGCCAAAACACUGAUUGUGGCUUUAGUACCGUGGCCUCGAAGUUUAGUAACUCAGAGGCCUUGUUGAAUUCAAGGCAGACCACCAAGGCAGCGAAAGUAGCGACGGGCGCUUUGAGUUUAGCAGGCGGUCGGGAUGUUGUCAUCCAGGACAAGAGAGUAAAGAAGGCCAAAGGCAAGUCACCCUUUGAAAUUUUCAGAGCUCACUGGAUAUGCCAGCAGCAGCUCACUUCCUCGACGUUCAAUCCCUGUGUACGUAGCUCGUGGGAUGAGGUUCGCAAGGCGUGGCAGUUGCUGUCUGCGGAGCAACAACAAAACUUCAAGGCUUUGUCAGAUGCAAGCAAGCAAGCGGCUCUGCAAGCACGGAGACAGGUUUCUGCCCUUCCGGACAGGCCGCCUCGCGAGUCGGCUCUCGUCGUUGCAGCAGCACAGGAGGUUUCGCAUUUGCCUCAUGCCGGUGCGGGUGCCGUUGUGCCUUCGUUUCUGGGUGUCCUGCCAUUGGAAUCAGCUUUGACUGCUCGCAAUGCUUGCGAGCUGGAGUCCAAAAUCAAAGCAGUAACGAAUGGUUCAGAUGGCAGAAAGAAGCUUUGCUAUCAUGGUUUCCCAGUGUCCGAGGGAGCUCUGGAAGCCAUUGCAUGUUGUCAGAGGCGACAGGGCAUCUCGAGUGCUGCAGCCGUCGCGAAGUUCGAUUGUGAAAUGGAGCGGCUCGCACGUCCCCCAGAUGGUGACGAGUUUCCCAAGAAGGUUCAGUAUGAGUCGUGCUGCGGACAUUUGUGUAUUGCUCUUCAUUGCAACUUGAUCAAGGCUUUUGUGCAGAUUGUCAAGGGCCACGGUCAGCCGCUGGAUGCAGUGCGGGCAGACAUCGUCUGUUCGUUCGAGGUCUUUGACACAUCUAAGCGGAAACUUGUGCGAGAGUUUGCAUUCGUGACUGCGGUCUCAGCGAGAAGCGGGGUGCACAAACCUGAACAAGUGUUUGUUUUUGCAGAUGAAGUCGGUAGAGAGAACUUGGCGGUUGAAGGUGAGAGGGACAGAUUCACUGGCUUGCUGCUGGACUUGCGAACCUUGCCAUAUGUUCAAUCGCAUCAGGAAUACCUGCCAGCUUCAAGCACCACUGCACGAGUGGGUCGGCUGCACAUGCUUUCCUCCGAUGCUUUUGCUCACCACUUGCUCAGUGCCUUUGAUGAGGUAGGAUUGACAUCGUUUGAAGUUGUCAUCAACAAGCUAAGUUUUCACGACCGCACCCCUCGCCGUGUAUGCAUUAGUGGAUGCAGCCCUGGUUUUACACGAGUGCUUGUUCGUGCAGACGGUACAGACGGCGAGUAUGGCGACGGCGAUGACGGCGACGGUAAGAGCGAUGCUCCUGAGAAUGCUCCAGCAGAUCCCCUUGGGCAGGAUUUCGAUUACCUGUCGCUUCUGGACCAGGAGGUGGCAGAGGACAUCUUGGAUGAUCCAGAACUCCAUGCCAUUUUGGGCAGUGGUGAGAUCGAUGCCUUGAGGAAGCUUCCCGAUCGGCACAGGACGAGCAUCAGCAUCGGCAUCUUCGUCUUCAUCUUCUACGGGACACAGAUCAUCAAGCAGGAAGGUGAUGGUGGCAUCAUUGAGGCCGUCUAUGGCGGCGGCGAGGGCAGCACUGCCUACUGUGUGGUUGACAGAGUCCAGGGCGGGAGUAGAUACACGCUUGGCGAGAUCAAGCUUUUAGUCAAGUCUGACACCGGAGAGGAUCAGAACAUGGUGGCACGUCGCUCAGGCAAAGCCCAUGUCCACAGCAGCUGUCGCACCUGCAGAAGGUCCUUCGAUAGCACAAAGAAUCCGAUGGUCAAAAAUCCGGCUGCAGAUGAUUUGCUGAAGAGGCGGUGUGUUGGAGCCGCACAGUGCCGCCCGUGCUACAGCUUCAUGGAGCGGGAUACCCGCUUCCAGGGCAUGUCGCACAGUCAGCGGUUGACGUACCUCGACGACGACAGCAACUUCGAGCAGUACAUGGAGGACCUGACCAAGUGGGAGGCCGGCCGCCGUGAUGGCAACAUUCGACUCAAAGCGAAGUCCAAGGACGGUGGAGAUCGAGCUGAAGCUCUGCAGAGUAGCUCCAUCACAACGAAACAGGUGAUGGGCUACUUUUGGCCGCUUUCAUUAUUGAAAGAACAUGACAAGCCCUUGCCCAAGCGCUGCCAGCACAUUACACAUCAGGGACGGAAAAUCAAGGGCAUCACCCUCAAGGAGUUUGCCGUGGGCUGCAUAGAGGUCUCAAGCGAGAGCUCGAAAACAGCUCGGCGGGUUCACGUCAUGGCCCACGACGAUUCAGAUGAAAGUGGUGAUGCUGACGAGACCUUCGGUGCAAUGCAAAAGUCACUGCAGAUGUCUGCAACUACGGCGGAGUCUGGGGAGAUCCAGCUCAAGCAGGCGAAGGUUGACAGCGACGACGAGCUGGCCGCCAUCUUGUUUGGGGAGACAGUGAUUGGAGGUGGCAACUCGAAGUCGUCAAAGGGCGACGAUGAGCACGUGUCACCCGCCAAGAAAAAGCCGAGGAAGCGACACACGACGACGAAUCCAGGCGACACGGGUGAGAGUGCCACCGCCAAUACACCGGCAACUUCAGCAUUGCCUUUGAGCCUGAGCAGUUUGCCUGCAUUGACUGCAUUCAACAAGGAGAGCAGACGGAAGGGCCAUGAUUCCAGGACCUCCAGAGAGCUGGAAAAAACCGAGGCAAUUAUUCUGCAGUGCAAGCAGCUGAAGUUGGCCUUUGAAGACCCUGAACAGGUCCUCGAACUCUCCCUGCAGAAGGUGAAAUCUUUGGAUGACAGGGUGGAUUCCAGACUCUCCGACGAGCUCACAGCCAUGUGCCAGGAGGCAAUUCGUGCCACAGGCCCGCUAGGACGUGCGACCAUGGCUUGGGAGGGGCUAAAGGAAGCCAAAGAAUUCCUCAAUUAUGCCGGCGAAUUUGUGGAGGCCUUGCAUGAUGCAGAAGCAGCCCCAACGACCUUGUCUACUCGGGCCAUGGCCCUUGCCAAGGAGAGCAAGGUGACAUUGCCGCCCAAUGUCAGUGUGCUCGUUUGCCGCAAGAGGGCGGAGGAGUUGGUCAUGAAGAAACAAUGGGAUGAUAUUUGCAAGUUCCUUGAUCCUACUUUCAAGGCGGAUUAUCCGGAUGGCAUUGCCUCUCUCAUGCCUGAGACUGAUACUACCUUGACAGCAGAUUUGCUGGAGUUUCAGGCUGGCUGCCUUCAAGGCUGUGUUAGCAACCUCUUCAUGCGACCAAUUCCCGGCAAAACCGAAGAGGAAAAAAACCAGCAGCUUCAAGAUGGCAUUGAAGACAUUGUGAGUUUCUUGAAUGCAGUCAAGCAGAGCCCCGUGUCAGACGCCCUGACAGCUGCCGGCAAGGCUUCUCUGGUGGAUGAGUUGGCAAAGCUUUUGCUCCUUGCCGAAGCAGCUUCCAAGGUCAAAGGCCCCAGCUAUGACAUGGAGCUCUUCCCUGCGACCACCUGUGACCAGUUGGACACAACGAAGAACAGCUUUCUAAAGAUCAAGACGUCUACGUGGUACCCUUCCUUGGCGAUGUUUCCCGUGGGCAUGGAGGUCUGCUUGAGAAUUGGCAAUGUUGUCCAACAAGUCCGUGCAGAUGCUGUGCUUGCAGCCGACAUGGAGGCUGCUGCUCAGUAUGCAAACACAUUGAAACCGUGGAAAGUGGAAUCUGUGCUCAAGGAUUCUCAAGAAGUCAGCAUCCCGGCUGUUUCCAAGUUGGCCGACAUGGUUGGCAAGUGGCUGCUUGUGCAAGAGAAAGGAAGUCAGAGCUUGCAGGCAAUGCCAGCAGUCCAUGAACGGAUGGAGUUGGUGAAAUCAAAGGUUGCCGAGCUGCAUUCGGUGCUCCAGGAGGUUAUGGUUCUGAAGUACAAGAACACUUUCGAGAAGAUGGAGACGGACAUUACAAAGUUGGUCAAGGGUGGCACACAAGAGGAGAUGACUAGCUUGACAUCAUCCAUUGCCACAUCGUUCGCACAGAUGAGCUCUUUCCAGCCGUUGAAUAAAGAGUUGGAUGGUAUCGUGCAGACCGUGGCAAAGUAUGCCACGAGCCUCCAUGCGGCAUUCCCCCAGAUGACAGAUGUCAUCACCAAGAAAAAUAUAAACGAGGAGAUGCUCGCCAACCAGUCGUUGGCAGAUGUGUUUGCCAUCUUCUUUGAUGUCCGUGCGAACGAAGUGAUGCUCCGCACCUUGCCCUACUUUAAAUCUUGCUUCUCCCUCCUGCAAGAAGGUACGACAAGGUCCAUUUGUGGAUGGCUCGCACAAACAUCUGCCACAUUCGAUGCCUUCGUAGAGCAAUUGCUGCAAGCAGAAGUCAAUGCUGAUGCUUCGCUUAGUGCAAAUGUUGUCGGUGACACAACCUCUUUGUCGGAGGCAGCCGCAGCGGAAACCCAGGAUUGCAAGCAGACCUUGAACUUCGGAUUCGUUUUCCAUGCUUAUGUCAAGCACAUCGGCAAGGAGUUUGUGGACAUCCCGAUCGCCGUGCACGACGGUCAGGAGGCGAGGUCCCGGAGAGUACAUGCAGUAUUCCCUUGCACUGCCGGAGCUCUCCUGACAGUCGCCAAGAUGGUUGCUUUUUUCAAGCAUUGCAUGACUGCGACCUGCAAGCUUUUGCCCUUCAACGACAUCUUGUCAAAGUUUGCCACUACAGCGGACAAGAAGAACUUCAUUUGGGAGAACAACAGGAGCUCGAAGCUCCAGUGCAUCCGUUCCGUUCUGCCGAAGUUCCAUAAGGCUGUUCUGGAUUUCGAGACCAUGCAGUCCGCUUCCGCCGAGAUCGUUGGCGAGAUGACCGGCAUCGAUGAGUACUACAAGCAGCUCCAGAACAUCGUGAAGACACAUCUCGCGGAAGUCAUCGGCAGUUUCGGCCAGGAGGUUGCAGAUGUGCAGCUUUCGCUUGCAAGCUUGUACCAAGACGUUGCUAGCAAACAUAGCUUGGACAUGUUCAAGCAAGAGGUCCUUGACAAGAAGAUUGUUGAAGCUUUGUGCCUAGAUCCCUCGAUGAGGCAGAUUGCAUUGAGUUCCAGUAAGACAGAACGGUUCUUCGUCGACUUGAUCGGAUUCUUGCAAGAUGUUCAAGGCUUGCCGACUCCUUCGUGGGUAAGUGAAUCUUCGAAGGCAUUGCUUAGCGGUGUCGUGGCCGAUGCGAAGAAGUUGCUUGCCCAGGAUUCGGGGGUGUCAUGCAGCGAGACAGGUGCGAUGAUCACAAUGGCUGAGCUCCGAGCUUUGCAAUCGAACAUGACUCUAGCACAAGCUCUUUGCAGAGACCUUCAGCCAGGUGAAACACGGGUUGGCUUGGUAAGCCGAUGUCUUGGCGCUUUUCAGAAGAAGAGCAUCAAGUGUGAGCCAUCUCUAGUCAAGAAGGCCACUGCUAUCACGGGAAAGUGA
Messenger RNA from Symbiodinium necroappetens, 7584 nucleotides. Lineage: Eukaryota; Dinophyceae; Suessiales; Symbiodiniaceae. The record is from the annotation of a GenBank genome assembly.